CUCAGGGGAAGUAGCCUAUGAAAUGUUCUUAUUGUUAAAAAUCAGCUUUUUUGUCCAUAUGCAUGGUUCUAACAAAGGGUUAACUAUCUGCUCGGUGAAGUGUAACAUUUAUGACACUUUGCAUUUGAAACUUGACUGGAUAUGUUGAGGCAUCUCUUUCAGCAGUUACCAACUUCCGUUUUUUUUCUGGGGAUGUCAGUAACAACCAUUAAAGUUUCCACUUUGUCUUUGUUACAUUCUGUUGCUGCCGUUAUUUGUUCAGCUACCAUAGGUAAUGUGUGUGUGUGGGGCGGAGAAGAUCCUUUUUGACAGAUGAGAUCAUUGAACACGUUUUCUGGAAGGACUUUUGGCGAGGCGUUGAACAAACAUAAUGAAGACAUGCAUGGCUGGAUCCAGAAAUUCUUGAAAUCAAGAGCAUCUGUAUCAGCGCAAUGUGAACAAGAAACAAAAGUGACAAACAAGUUAUUGUCUUCUGUCGGCAGCGUAACAACUUCACCUUCAUCUACAUCAUCAUGCUCUUCUUUGUCAUCUUCAUCAUCAUCAUCAUCACUGGGGACAUCCCGUUCAAAACCACAACAGCCACAGUCUGCUCUGAGCUCGCUGCUCAGAUGGAACCGAAAGUAUGACGUGCUUGUGUGCCACAGCUCCGUGGACAGUGACAUUGAAGAGGCUGUACGCCUGGUCUCUUUCCUGGAGGCUUCGCCUUGUAGUCUAAGGUGCUUUCUGUGGCAGAGGGACACCUGUCCAGGAGGUGCAAUGUCCACAGAGUUAUGCCAGGCUGUGCAAAACAGCCACUUAAGGGCUCUGCUUAUCACUCCUCACUUCCUGCAGGAUGAUUGGUGCAAGUAUAUGAUGCACCAGGCUCUGGCAGAAGGACCUAUGUCCAAUCGUAUUAUUCCCCUGGUUCAGAACCUGUCCCACUCUGAGUAUCCUCAGGAACUGAGGUUCUACUUCUACAUUGACCUGAGCAGAAACCCUGACCGAGGUUAUGCUCUCGUCAACAAGACUGUUCUCAAGUACCUGAAAGACCUGGUUAAAAAUGAGAAGACAUUUGAUUGCAGCAUGGACAGCCAUGGACUAGGUGGAGAAGGCAGCCCAAAAAAAGACAAGCUGAUGUCAGAGUAUUUCCCCACUGAGACUUCAGUACCGCUGGAAGAGAUAGAGAAGAGAGAUGAAAGCUUCAGUGUUGUUUCCUGUAAUCAUCAACAGUGAUCAAAGACAGCAAUAAAGGGCAAGUGGCUCUGAAUUAAAAACUGCUUCUAUUGAACCAACUCUCUCAACUUAAAUGACCCUUUUAUUGCAUCAUGUCGGUAUUUAAAGCAAAGUGAUGCAAGGGCUUUUCCUCUUUUUAUGUGCAUAACCCAAACUGGGUCUAAGCAUGUGUGAUGAAUAGGAAACAAGCAGCAGUGUGACCUAUAUCCUGUGUCCGAUCUAGAGAAGUAGCCUACAGUGUGUUAUGUCCUAGGUAAACAAUGAGCACAUAUCAUAAAAAUGUGUGGUUAUAGUCUGAGCUUGUUACACAUAAUUCAGUUCAAUUGCAGUCCAUAGUUAAUGUUUACGAUAUAGAGGACACUAAAACGCCAUAAAUGCAUUUGAUCCUCCUUUGAACAGAGUAAAAACUGAGAGAGUACUUUAAUGUGGAUGAUACUGUGGAUGAAAUGAUGAUAAUAGUGUGAUACAUAUAGUGUUUACCACUAGGUGGUGUAUUUUCCUCUUCUAUCCAAUCAAGAGGGCUUGUGAGGAGAUGCCAGUCACAGAUGUGUGAUCUCUCUAUAGUGUAAUGUUAUGUAAAAAAGAUUUUACCAUCAACAACAAUGAUAACAUACAGUGUCUUGUACAUGUAUGUGUGUGAAAUAGAGAGCGAGAGUACAAGGGACCCACCCAUGACAAACUGACAGUGGCAUGACCUUUUUGCUGAACUGGGACUUUAAGUAAUAACAGAGGAAGAGUGAGAGUACAAGGGACCCACCCAUGACAAACUGACAGUGACAUGACCUUUUUGCUGAACUGGGACUUUAAGUAAUAACAGAGGAAGUGUGAUUCCUUUUGAGAAAAUUCACAGUGUUUUACUUAUACUGUCUAUGAACUAUCUCUUAAACACAGCGAGAGCUCACAAGUAUGGCUCUGCUCUGCUGGUAUUAAUAUUUCAGUCACAAUAUAUUUCUGAGUGCUUUUAUCUCAGCUUUCGGAACAAAGUCUGAACAUGUUGAAGAAUUAUAGAACCACCCUUUCCUUCCUUCACCCAAACAAAAACAUUCAGUUCUCUGUUAGGUAUGAUUAGCCUUAAAUGCCCUUGGCAGCACCUUCUGUUGAUAAUCAAAUAUAUGGGCAGUGCUUCAUUUCAGAUUGUUGGCAUUUUAAUGUGUAUCAACUAUAAUGUGGAAUGUCAGGUGUUCAUUGAGUCAACUGGAGCAUGACAUUUGUGAUCCUGAUAUUUUUUUGAUGCAGACAAGGGCUGUUUUUUUAUUAUUAUUUCUUUACAUGAGACCCCAUCUGUCUACAUGUUCUCUUUUUUUGCUUUUUAUUAAUCUGUAUCAUCCUCCCAUUUCCCUUUCCCUAAACACCAACAGACAUUUAGCGCCACAAUAAAAGACCUUUGAUAAUCGCCUCCUUUGUGGCAAGCCAACAUAAUAACAUAUUUAGACUAAUCUCUGAAAGACACAGAUGUUCUAUGAGGCUUUUUCUGUUGCCAUAACAAAUCCUCUUCCAGAUGACACGACAAAACAGGAAACUAAAAUGGAAUUAAAAAAUCGCAAACCAAA
Messenger RNA from Perca fluviatilis (European perch), 2762 nucleotides. Its product is annotated as toll-interleukin 1 receptor (TIR) domain containing adaptor protein. The coding region runs from base 313 to 1212 and encodes 299 amino acids. The transcript is spliced from 3 exons. Gene Ontology annotation, biological process: signal transduction. Lineage: Eukaryota; Metazoa; Chordata; Actinopteri; Perciformes; Percidae. The record is from RefSeq and is a predicted model, not a curated record.